CGCAUCUACCAAGACUGUGAUACACACGGGGAAUUGGUAUAACGACUAAAUUGAGGGAGAAAACCAUGACCUGCAACAACAAGAAUUCAGAGAAUUUUUUUUACAUAGGUCCGCCACACGGCUGUAUCUACAGCUUGUGCACUUUAACUGUACUCUCUCUUGCAGAAAACAAUUAAUUUACAUUUUGGGCUUCUAGCAGAUUUAGCUCGGAUAUCUUUCUCCAGAGGGAUUUACAAUAUUUUUUAUGCACAAUCCUUUCAUACAGAUGGAUAUUUACUGAGGUAAUUCAGGUGAAAUACUUUUCUCAGGGCUGUAUUGGCAGCACCCAGGCUGGCAACUGAACCAACAACCCUUGAGCACUUUCUGACGGACCCAUUAGUGAGAAGGAAUGCCCUGUGAUGUCACCGGUGUAUUUUUCAGUUUAGAUCGUGGCGGUUUGCGCAUCACAAUGACACAUGAUGCUUACGGUCCUUGGCCCAUUGCAGAGUCAGUAGUGAUGAGAAUAUGAUUCAUAAUCCAGCUUUUGGUCAUAUGAAGCAAGUAUGAGCAGAUGGAUCAAGCGCUUCUCUCUAGCCAAUGCCUGUUUCCACGUGGAGUUAAAUUUUCUUCUGAUGUGUAAACGAAGAACGAUAUCUACCAUUGUCUUCCUCUGGGAAUCUUUUUUUUUUAACCCUCAGUACAGACAGAGGAAAUAAAAGCACCCCUUUCUGCUUGUUUCAAGACUUCCAGUUACCAUGACGACGAUGAUGGUAGUCCAGCAACCGCAACCUGUUAUGGUUUCCACUGACUCCAACCAAUGGAGCUCUGGCAUUUGCGACUGUUGCGAUGAUGUACCUCAAUGCUGCUUUGCGUUCUGGUGCUUCCCGUGUUUCGCCUGCAAGACGGCGAAGGACUACGGAGAGUGCCUCUGCCUGCCACUAUUGGACGGCUUCGGCGCCAUACCGCCCAUCACCCUGGCGUUGAGGGCGUCCAUGCGCCACCGCUACGGCAUCACGGGCACCAUCUGCAACGACUGCGUCUAUUCCUUCUUCUGCGGGCCCUGCUCCUGGUGUCAGAUGUCGCGCGAAAUGAAGGCUCGCCUCCAGCCAAUCAUGCUCAUCAAUGCCCGGGCCAAGUAAACCUCCGCCCCACCCCUCCCGCCUCGACCCCCGGGCCUGACCUCUGAUCAGCAUUCAACGGAUCGCUCAACUGUCACAGCUCACGCUGUCCACUGACCUGGGAUCAGUACAGGCUCAGGGAGUAAGGCAAACCAAACAAUGUGACCAGUGUUGCCCCCCCCCCCCCCCCCCC
Anguilla anguilla (European eel) is the source of this 1290-nucleotide messenger RNA. RefSeq names its product cornifelin homolog B-like. The transcript is spliced from 3 exons. NCBI's taxonomy places the organism in Eukaryota, Metazoa, Chordata, Actinopteri, Anguilliformes, Anguillidae. The record is from RefSeq and is a predicted model, not a curated record. The coding region runs from base 735 to 1118 and encodes 127 amino acids.